Symbiodinium pilosum is the source of this 510-nucleotide messenger RNA. NCBI's taxonomy places the organism in Eukaryota, Dinophyceae, Suessiales, Symbiodiniaceae. The record is from the annotation of a GenBank genome assembly.
AUGUUCGUUUCCAAUUCCGACAACCUUGGGGCUACUAUGGACCUGCGCCUCCUGACGUACUUUGCAGAUUCCGGCGCACCUUUCCUGAUGGAGGUAGCGGCGCGGACUGACGCAGAUAAGAAGGGCGGUCAUCUGGCUGUAAUGAAAAGCGGCGGUGGCCUGACUCUGCGAGAAUCGGCACAGUGCCCAAAAGAAGAUGAGGGUGCCUUUCAAGAUGUCUCCAAGUACACCUAUUUCAACACCAACAACCUCUGGGUUCAUCUGGGAAAGUUACAUGAGCUCUUCGAGAAGAACGGUGGAGCUUUGCCUCUGCCUGUGAUGAAGAACGACAAGACUGUGGACCCUCGGGACAAGAAGUCUACCAAGGUCAUCCAGCUGGAAACGGCAAUGGGCGCUGCUAUUUCCUGCUUCGAGGGAGCACAGGCCAUCAAGAUUCCAAGGACCCGCUUUGCCCCGGUGAAGAAGACUGACGACCUGUUUGCCCUUCGCUCGGAUGCCUACACCCUCACG